AUGGCAGCCUGCUGCACGGAGCUGACAGAUGAUCGGGCUCAAGAGUUUUUCGAUUCAUUUGAUACAGUUUUAUUUGAUUGCGAUGGUGUGAUUUGGACGGCCAAGUCUGCAAUCCCAGGAGCACAAGAAACAUUAAAGAAACUGAGAGACUUGGGAAAGCAUGUAAUUUUCAUCACCAACAACAGCACAAAGUCAAGAAUACAGUAUGCAAAGAGGUUCACCGACUUUGGUCUCGGCAAAGUUUCAGUGGAUGAUAUAUUCUGCACAGCCUAUGCAGCGGCUCACUACUUGAAGGAGACGUUGAAGUUCGAGGGUAAGGUGUACCUUAUCGGAGAGUCAGGUCUUGAGGAAGAGCUCAAACUUCACAACAUUAGCUACACUGGACCAGGGCCUGACCCGGUUGUGGGGACUCAGCAAGAUUGGCUGCAGAUACCGCUGGAUCCUGAGGUGAACGCUGUCUGUGUCGGUUUCGAUCGUGAGUUCACCUACAUGAAGAUAUUGAGGGCAGUGAGUUACUUGAAUAAACCCAACGUUCCGUUCAUCGGAACCAACUCAGACUGUCGUUUCCCUCCGCAUGCUGAUAUAGGUAUCGUUCUACCAGGCACCGGAUGUAUAAUCAACGCAGUGAAGACGGCCGCUCUUAGAGACCCCAUUCUAGUCGGGAAACCCAACAAAUAUCUCUUUGAAUGUAUCCAGCAAAGACAUAAAGGAGUGGUCGCCGAUCGUACUCUCAUCGUGGGUGACUCUCUCGGAACGGAUAUCCUUCUAGGAAGGAAUUGCGGGAUGAAGACGCUCUUUGUCUUGUCCGGCAUCUCAACCCUGGAGGAAGUAAGACACAACCAAGCGAGCAACUCGGUCGAAGACCAAAAGCGCGUCCCGGAUUUCUACCUGCCUUCAAUUAAAGAGCUUGGGGAUCUGAUGAGUAAAAUCAAGUUGUAGGACAAUUGCAUUUUGAGCCUCCCAGAAAGACUCUGUUAGGGUCGAAACGUCAGGCCAUUAACUAAUUUUUUUCAAUCACAUUUUGUUAUGGUGGUAUUUAAUACACUGGACACUAUUGGUAAUUACUAAGGGAAUCAAUGUGUGGUGAAGAGGUUUUCAACUAGUGGUUUAGUCCC
This is a messenger RNA of Asterias rubens (European starfish), 1115 nucleotides long. Its product is annotated as glycerol-3-phosphate phosphatase-like. Lineage: Eukaryota; Metazoa; Echinodermata; Asteroidea; Forcipulatida; Asteriidae. The record is from RefSeq and is a predicted model, not a curated record. Gene Ontology annotation, cellular component: cytoplasm. Bases 1 to 939 code for a protein of 312 amino acids. Gene Ontology annotation, molecular function: phosphatase activity. The transcript is spliced from 8 exons.